Molecule: messenger RNA, 2538 nt
Organism: Triticum aestivum (bread wheat)
Lineage: Eukaryota; Viridiplantae; Streptophyta; Magnoliopsida; Poales; Poaceae
Product: achilleol B synthase
Exons: 18
Coding region: 54-2318 (754 amino acids)
Biological process (GO): triterpenoid biosynthetic process
Cellular component (GO): lipid droplet
Molecular function (GO): intramolecular transferase activity
Source: RefSeq, a predicted model, not a curated record
AGGAUGGAAAGAAAGACAAAAUAGAAAAAUUACCUAGCUAGUGUACGUGCGUGAUGUGGAGGUUAAAGAUCGCCGGCCAGGCUAGCGGCGGGCCGUGGCUGCAGUCGGCCAACGGCUUCCUGGGUAGGCAGGUCUGGGAGUUCGAUCGCGACGCCGGCUCGCCGGAGGAACGCGCGGAGGUUGAGAGGCUUCGUGAGGACUUCACCAAGCACCGCUCCCACAAGAGGGAGUCCCAGGACCUCCUCCUACGGUUGCAGUUUGCAAAAGGGACGGCAACAACCUGCACGAGGACUGAAAAGGGUGCACAAGUCACGGAGAAAAUGAUAACGACUUCAUUGAGGCGAGCUCUAAAUCAAUAUUCUGCUCUGCAAGCACAUGAUGGGCAUUGGCCUGGUGACUUGAGUGGAAUUUUGUUCAUUAUGCCCAUGCUUAUAUUCUCUUUAUAUGUUACUCGAUCACUUAACAUGGUCCUAUCAUCAGAACAUCAACACGAGAUAUGCCGCCACAUUUACAAUCAUCAGAACGAGGAUGGCGGUUGGGGAACACAUAUUUGGGGACCUAGUAACAUGCUUGGAUCAUGUUUAAAUUAUGCAGCCUUACGGCUGCUUGUUGGCGAGACACUAGACAACGAUAAUGAUGUGUUAAUCAAAGCGCGUGCUUGGAUUUUAUCUCAUGGAAGCGCAACUGCAGUACCACAAUGGGGAAAGAUAUUUCUCUCGAUACUUGGUGUCUAUGAUUGGUCGGGCAAUAAUCCAAUCAUUCCUGAGUUGUGGUUGCUUCCACACUUCCUUCCAAUCCAUCCAGGACGAUUUUGGUGCUUUUGUCGAUUAGUAUACAUGUCAAUGGCAUAUCUUUAUGGGAAGAAAUUUGUUGGGCUCAUUACUCCAACUAUAACGGCACUACGAGAGGAGCUCUACAACACACCUUACAGCAAUAUUGAUUGGGGAAAGGUGUCUAAUUGUUGUGCCGAGGAGGACCUUCACAAUCCCCGCUCACAGGUACGAAAUAUUGUACUUGUUUGUCUUAAAAAGUUUGUGGAGCCAAUGUUAAAUUGGUGGCCAACAAACAAGCUAAGAGGAAGAGCAUUGAGUAAGCUUAUGGAACAAAUUCAUUAUAACAAUGAAACAACUGAAUACAUAACCAUUUGUCCCGUGGACAAGGCACUGAAUAUGAUUUGUUGCUGGGUCGAAAAUCCAAAUUCAGAUGCAUUCAAGAAACAUCUUCCAAGGGUUUAUGAUUAUUUGUGGAUUGCAGAGGAUGGAAUGAAAGCUAAGAUAUAUGAUGGUUGCCAGAAUUGGGAGACACCAUUCAUAGUUCAAGCAAUGUGUUCAACAAAUCUUAUCAAUGAGUUUGGCCCAACAAUAAAAAAGGCUCAUGAUUUUAUGAAAAAGUCACAGGUUCUUAGAAACCUCCCAGAUUAUGAAAGAUUUUAUCGCCAUAGAUCGAAAGGUUCAUGGACCCUUUCAACUAUAGACAAUGGUUGGCCUAUAUCUGAUGGUACUGCUGAAACUCUUAAGACAUUGUUGUCAUUAUCAAAUAUUUCUGCCAAUCUUGUUGGAGAUCCAAUAGAAGAAGAGAGGUUGUACGAUGCCAUUGACUUUCUCCUAUCUUUGAUGAACAAAGAUGGUUCUAUUUGUACAUAUGAACGUAGAAGAACAGCCACCUGGGUAGAGCUUCUAAAUCCUUCUGAGAGCUUUAAGAACAUUGUCAUCGAUCAUCCAACUUCUGAAUGCACGGCAUCGGUGAUUGAUGGUAUGGUAUUAUUUAAAGAGCUGUACCCACAGUACCGCAGCGAAGAGGUAGGCAACUGUAUAAAAAAUGCUGUUAAAUAUGUCGAGGGAAAACAGUUGAAGGAUGGUUCAUGGUAUGGCAGUUGGGGUAUUUGUUUCACGUAUGGAACCAUGUUCGCAGUUAAAGGAUUAGGCGCUGCCGGAAGAAAUUACUACAAUAGUUCUUCUAUCAGGAAAGCAUGCAAGUUCCUCUUGUCAAAGCAACAAAGUACCGGUGGAUGGGGAGAAAGCUAUCUCUCUAAUUAUACGGAGGAGUAUGUGGACAGCGGCACUCCUCAUACAGUGGAGACUGCUUGGGCAAUGCUAGGUUUAAUUUAUGGUGGGCAGGCUGAAAUAGACCCGGUGCCACUGUAUCGUGCAGCACAAGUAUUGAUGAGCAUGCAGCUAGAAACGGGCGAGUUUCCACAGCAGGAGCACGCUGGAUGCGCCAACUCUGCCUUCUACUUCAACUAUCCCAACUACCGGAACUUAUUCCCUAUUAUGGCUCUUGGAGAGUUUCGUCGCCGACUUGUUGCAAACAAGAACUGAUGUGUAAUCGUGCGGCAAGCGUGAUAAGCCCUUCCAAACCAAUCAACAAAAAAACAAGAACCGAUGUGGAUGCAUGUGAUUAAAUUAUAGUAUUGAUGUGUGUGCGCAAAUAUGUGGGAUUUGUUAGCAAUAAACACUAUAUGCUAUUAUGGGCACCAUUAAAUUAUAUAUUGAGUUGGUGGGCCGAGCAACCUAAGUGCAAAAUUGGUCUUUCUUUUCU